Molecule: messenger RNA, 279 nt
Organism: Purpureocillium lilacinum
Lineage: Eukaryota; Fungi; Ascomycota; Sordariomycetes; Hypocreales; Ophiocordycipitaceae
Source: RefSeq, a predicted model, not a curated record
AUGGUGGGAGGGGCCACGGCCACGCAUUUUGCGAAGGGAAAAAACUGGGGUUGGCGGACCGGGGCUGGGCCAUUGUUGGCUCUUCCUUUCGGAACCCGUCCGGCAAGGAGAACCGGGAUGCUUCAAGAUGCCAUCCAGUGGCUCUUGGCGAGAGAUCAAUUGCUGGAUGGACGAGUGCAGCGUCGCGAGCACCUAGGCCGGGGCUUGUUGAGCAUGAGCAAACGCAAGAGGAGAGUCUCCAGAAGAACUGAGCCCAGAGGACGAGCGCAGGAAAGGUGA